AUGACAUAUAGCGAAUCUGUUGAGCAAAAAGCAAGCGAUGAGCAAGAUUACGAGGAGUACGAUAAAAGCAUGAUGCCUGAAAACCUGCCUCAUAAGAUCGAGAAACUUGAGAGUCAGAAGAAGCGUAAUAUGGAUGAAACUGAAGUCAUCGAUUUGGGUGAUGAAGAAACGAAAAAAGAAACACGAGUCAGCAUAUACUUGGAGGCUGAAAGAAAGCAGGAAUUGAGAAGUUUGCUCAAGCAAUACAUUAAUUUAUUUGUUGAUUGUUUUACGAGAUAUCAUCAAAUUUUGAUGGACGAGAAUGAUGCAGAAAAGAUAGCCUUUAUCACUCCGUGGGGAGUAUACUGUUACAGGGUAUACAUUGUUGGAGCGGACCUGUUGCGCAUUGACCUGGGUUGCGCAAAAGUUAAGGCACCACCAGUCCGCAUAUACCACGUACUUAAUUUUGAGAAUAGAUCCACUCAAGUAUAUCUUUCAGAAGCCAAUGCCUACUGGAAAGGUGGCAAAAUGGCAGAUCUUGUUGAAAAUCAAGUGGAUCAAGAUCACACGCCGCCCAAUGCCUACUUUUCUAAUAAAAAGGUAUUGUUUGCGGGAGAGGACAUCUUAGAACCAUAUGAUAGAUGGAGGAUGUUCUUCGAUGGAGUAGCAAACUUCAAAGGAGUCAGAAUUGGAGCAGUCCUAGUUUCAGAAAUAGGUCAACAUUACCCAAUCUCGGCAAAAAUUAGGUUUCCUUGCACGAAUAAUAUGGCAGAAUAUGAGGCUUGCAUUCUCGGGCUUAGGAUGGCAGUAGACAUGGACAUUAAAAAGCUAUUGGUGAUAGGAGAUUUAGAUUUGUUGAUCCAUCAGGUGCAAGGAGAAUGGACCACCAAGAAUGUCAAAAUCCUUCCUUAUGUGCAAUGUGUGAAGGAAUUGAGCAAAAGGUUUACGAAGAUCGAAUUCAAGCAUGUCCCUCAAAUUCAAAAUGAGUUCGCCGAUGCCUUGGCGAUACUAUCUUCAAUGAUUCAGCAUCCAGAUAAGAAUUACAUCGAUCCCAUCAAAGUAGAGAUACGCGACCAACAAGCUUACUAUUUCCAUGUAGAUGAAGAGCCAGAUGGAACGUCAUAG
Molecule: messenger RNA, 1104 nt
Organism: Capsicum annuum
Lineage: Eukaryota; Viridiplantae; Streptophyta; Magnoliopsida; Solanales; Solanaceae
Exons: 4
Coding region: 1-1104 (367 amino acids)
Molecular function (GO): RNA-DNA hybrid ribonuclease activity; nucleic acid binding
Source: RefSeq, a predicted model, not a curated record